Molecule: messenger RNA, 2507 nt
Organism: Physella acuta
Lineage: Eukaryota; Metazoa; Mollusca; Gastropoda; Physidae
Product: sodium- and chloride-dependent glycine transporter 1
Biological process (GO): nitrogen compound transport; sodium ion transmembrane transport; amino acid import across plasma membrane
Cellular component (GO): plasma membrane
Molecular function (GO): amino acid:sodium symporter activity; L-amino acid transmembrane transporter activity
Source: RefSeq, a predicted model, not a curated record
GAUUAGUUAAUUAGGUUAAAUAAGAAAAUAAACUGGAUUUCUCCAAGACACUGAGGCCUAUUUCAGUUAUAAUAUAAGAAUUGUUUAACAUUUUCUUUUGGAAGUUCAUUUUUUUACCGGUUUACACUUAUUUUUCAAUGAACUGAGGGGUUUUUGUAAAAAUAAUUUGAAUUAAAACAGUUUAAAGCUGUUUUACAAUAUAAUUUCGUUUUUUCGUAGAACAAUGGAUUUUUUUAAUAAGCACACACUAGAGUGACUUACACAAAGCAUUGGUAGCAAGCAAGCUAUAUACAGGUCAGUAGUCGUUACAUGUAACUUGACGGAGAGGCAUCAACUGUUGAGUGAAACUCUAAACAAUACCUGGUUUCAAAGAAAUAAACUGAACAAAAAUCAUUAGCAUAACAAACAGCCUUAGAAAGAUACAUAGAAAGAUACAAGCAAAAUAUCAACAGCCUUAGAAAGAUACAACACCAACAGCCUUUGAAAGAUACAACAAACACCAACAGCCUUUUGAAGAUACAACAAACACCAACAGCCUUUGGAAGAUACAACAAACACCAACAGCCUUUGGAAGAUACAACAAACACAAACAGCCUUUUGAAGAUACAACAAACACCAACUGCCUUUGGAAGAAACAACCAACAUCAACAGCACCAACAACGGUUCCAAAUGGCAGAGACUAGAGGAUCCUGGGGAUCGUGGCUGGAGUUUCUCUUGUCAGCCAUUGGUUCUAUGGUGGGACUGGGCAAUAUCUGGAGGUUUCCGUACGUUUGUUACCGGAAUGGUGGCGGAGCAUUUUUGAUUCCCUUCUUUGUGUCGAUGAUCGUGUGUGGCUGUCCGCUUCUCUUCCUGGAGAUGCUCUACUGCCAGUACUCGAGUCUAGGGCCUGGGAAGGUCUGGGUCAUCUGCCCUUUGUUUAAAGGUAUCGGUUUCGGCAUGAUGACCCUGACCUUCGUUGUGUCCAUCUACUACACCAUGAUAAUGGCCUGGACGCUUUACUACGCUGCUCUCUCCUUCAGUUCUGUCCUGCCCUGGAGCCAAUGCUUGCCUCAUCAAUACCAGCUGUGUGGGAAUAGCAGUUACAGCUACAACGAAUUUACCAAUGAGACCAGUGUCACUAAUGUCGCCAAUCUUACGUUAUCUACAAUGAAAAACGCUACAUAUUCGUCUCGAGAGGAACAGUUUUGGUUUGAAGAGGUAUUGGAUGUGAGCUCUGGGCUGGAUGAAAUGGGAGAUGUCCGCUGGCAGCUACUGCUGUGUUUGGCCAGCUCAUGGGUCCUGGUGUUUCUUUGUCUGGUCAAGGGCAUCCAGAGCAUGGGCAAGGUUGUUUACGUAGCGGCUACCGCUCCUUACGUCAUACUUACCUGUCUCCUUAUCCGCGGCUGUCUGCUGCCUGGGUCCAGCCUAGGCCUGUACUACUACAUGAUACCUGACUGGACCAGACUUGCUGACUUUGAGGUGUGGAGAAGUGCGGCCACUCAAGUCUUCUUCUCUAUCGGAAUGGGUUUCGGUUUGAUAUCAACACUGGCCAGCUACAAUAAAUUUAAUAACAACUGCUACAGGGAUGCACUUCUGCUGCCCGUCUUGGACUGUGCUACCAGUGUCUUCGCUGGGUUCAUCAUCUUCUCCUUCCUUGGGUACAUGGCUCACAUCUCGGGUCAAACGGUCGACACGGUGGUCGAUGAAGGACCAGGAUUGGUGUUUAUCGCUUACCCAGCGGCGUUGUCCACUUUACCCGUACCACAGUUAUGGUCCGUGCUUUUCUUUCUCAUGUUGUUUUGUGUGGGGCUGGACAGUCAGUUCAUGCAUGUCCAGGGCGUGACAACAGCUUUGGCGGAUUGUUUCCCAUCUCAGCUGAUGCACAGAAGAACUCAACUGACAUUUCUGGUGUGUUUCCUGAGUUUUCUCCUGGGUAUACCUCUCACAUCACAGGGAGGGUCCUACAUUCUAAACCUGAUAGACUGGUACAUAGCCAGCUUCUCUGUCAUGUUGAUUGUCUUGAUAGAAGUUUUAGUUCUAGCCUGGAUUUAUGGUACUGAUCGUCUGUAUGAUGAUAUACAAAGUAUGAUAGGAUUCAGACCUUCGAUUGUUUGGAAAUUCGCAUGGAAAUUUUUUACACCAUUCUUCGUAAUGGUGCUAUGGACGUCUGGCCUGGUUAGCUUUCAAGGAAUCUCCUCCACGUUUUCUGGCUUUCCCCCAUGGGCCGAUGCUGCUGGCUUGUUCAUCGCUCUCCUGCCCAUAGUGCCCAUCCCGGUCAAGAUGGUGUGGACACUACUCACACUUGAUGGCUCUUUCAGGGAGAGACUUGGAGCCUCACUGAGACCAUCACGGCUGUGGAAGCCCGCGGAGCAAGUCAUGGAGAAAGCUGAGUUACAAACCUUGGCUUGAUUUUUGGGACUAAACCAUGAGAGACAAUGUCCAGUGUUUCUUUCAGGCAUCUCUUCUGGUGGGCAUUGCACCCCCCCUCGCCCAACCCCACCACACCCGAACCAAAUAUCAUUUGUAUA